Molecule: messenger RNA, 8193 nt
Organism: Acanthocheilonema viteae
Lineage: Eukaryota; Metazoa; Nematoda; Chromadorea; Rhabditida; Onchocercidae
Source: the annotation of a GenBank genome assembly
AUGGAUGAGGGAGACGAUUAUGUACCACAGAUUUCACAGCUUGACUAUUCAUUGGUCGAUAGCGGACAAAACAUUUUGCAAAAUGAUCCCGGUAUUUAUAGUCCACCACCACCUCAAAUACCGUUACAGCAUCUUCAGUACGGUAAUGAGGCCGCAACAAUGCAUCAUCCGUGCCAGUUACCUGGUCAAAUGGCUCCUCAAAGUAUGCAACAGCAACAGGUGAUACAGCCUACUCAAGUACCACAACCAACUGUGCAGAAGCCGAAAGUUCAGAGACGUCGCAAGAACGCAACAGCUAAUGUUGAGCAGCAAGCUUUAACUGGUCAAGCAAUGCUUCCACCUUCAUCAAUACCGCCUAGGCAACAGUACAUGAAUAAUAUGACACCAAUGCAGAGUAUGGCAGCAAUGUCUCAAAAUCCCUUAAUGUCCCACAUGCGAUCUGCAGGACCAGGACCACAAGUACAACAACAGAUGAUGUCUGGAAAGCAUCAUGUAUCGAAUGAUAUGCCACCAAUACGUCAUCCAGGUCUACCACCAAACGUUCAUGAUCCAUAUCAUCAUCAUCAUCAGCAGCAGCAGCAAUGGUUUCAACAGCGGCAAUUUCGCGUUCCGAAUAGUUAUCCACCGCAACAUCAGAUGUAUUCAGCGCAACAACGUCCACCCAUGAAUCAGGUGAUGCCUCAACAGACCUUUUAUUCGCAACAACAACAAAUACAACAAGAUGCUCGAAAUCCGAUGUAUUAUCAACCACAUCAAAUGUAUGAACAAGUGCCACGUUAUCCACCAUCUAUGGGUCCACAACUUGGCCAUUCACAGCAGUAUUAUUCGGAACAAGGCCAGAAUUUCUAUCCAUCUCCAAAUCAUAUGAUGCAACAAUCAUCGCACUCACAUGCCAUGACAAUGCAUCAGCAAGUACCUUCUGGAACUGGUGAUUGGCAACAACAUAGCACUAAUUCGCAACAGCGCUAUGCUUCACAACCACAGUAUUCACCGUCUACCAGUAUUCAGAUUGAAAUACAGCAGGUUCAACAACAGCUACAAUCGAUGUAUGAAAUUCCAAAUAGAAAUAUGCAAAUAGCACAACAGAUUGAACAGUUACAACUUCGUUUACAAUAUUUACAGCAAUGCUACAUGAACGAAUGUCAUGGUGGUGCACAACGAAACGAACAGCCUGUAUCCGUGAUGCAGAGAGGCUCCGAAGUACAGGUCAAUAUAAAACCGGAUAUGCCAGGUCAUACUCUGAUUAGCGUCUAUCACCAAUAUCCGCCUAAUUCAGCUCCAGCAACAAGUGUACCACCAACAGAAAAUGUCAUUGUAAAAGACUGUGUUCCGCCAGAACCGAUUCCAUCGCGUUCUCGUACUCCAGUUGAGGAUCCAUCUGCGCCCAAUGUUAUCAGUGUUGCUUCAAGUCGUACAUCGAAUACGUUAAAUAAUUCAAUGUCGUUUAUGGAACCACAAGCACCUAUGGUUUCAGGUGGGAAUACAACAUUUUCAGCUUAUAAUGUGCAACAGCAGCAACAGAGUUUAUUCCAGCAUGUUGUAGAACCUAAUGGAGCAUCAGCAACAUUGAAGUGCCAAGAUCAGCCCAAAUAUGAGGAAAUACCUGAAUCACAACAGCAGCAACCAGGUGAUACUCGAGCUAAAUUAGAACAAGAAUCAGAAAUUACUGAUGUAUUAUCUACCACUAACAUUAUUGUUCCUCCCGCUUGCGAAAUUUUAGUUCCUAACAGAGAUAGCGAACAAGAUACCUUGUCAGAAAUUGUGACAAAGAAAGCAGGAGAAAAUAGUGAUGAUUCGACUACUAAUCAUUUUGCAAUGGAAAUGCGACAGAGAAAAGUAGUGGAUUCACAGCAGCAAAUAACUAAUACUGCACAGUCAUCAGAAAAAAAGACAUGUCUAUCAGCUGAUAAAUUGUCUGAUACAGAAGGAUCUAAGACGCACAUAAAACCAGCUACAAAUUUGAAAAAAAUUGUAAAAAACACUUUAAAAACCGGUGAGAGAUCGAAAAAUUCAAGAAUGGAAGUUAAUGUUCAGGAUUCGAUCAACAAAGAACUAGAUCCUGAGAAAGAGUCAGACGUUGAAAAGGUUGAAAUCAAGAAAGAAAAUACUGAAGAUUUCUCAAACGGAAUAGAAGAGGCAGAUGAGAAGUCAAAGAAGGAGAACGAAUCAGAAGUUAGUGAGAAACAGGAAAGUGUAUCAGAUGCGGAAGUAGAUAAAAGUCGUGAAUUAAAUAAAUGGAAAAGCUGUAAAGGUCAAGGCGAGAAAGCUGAAGUCAAGCUUAGAAAAGACGGACAUUCAAAGAAACGAGCUAAGGUCAGUCAGGAUGAAGAACUCAUGGAAAUCUCCACCAAAGCAACAACAAUCUCUCAGGAAAGUGCCGAAGAAGAGGAGAAACAGGAAAUAAAUGAAACUGAUAAGGCGGCAUCUUCAGAAAAGCCGAAACGAAGAAGAGGGCGACAUCCAAAACGAGGACCGGGUAAAAAGCGGAAAAUUGAGGAAGAAGGAGAAAUCGGAGUAGAAGUAGAUGACGAAGAAUUUAUCCCUGAUUCUAACCGUAGAACACGGAAACGACCACGUACAAGGCGGCUCGUGGCUGCAGAACGUGAUGAUACUUCUUUCGAGUACGUAGAAAAGCGGCGGUCUGGUCGUUCGAUAAAUGUUGAGAAAAAAAGCUAUGAUUUACAAGCAAAAUGGGAUGAAAUGGAUGAAGAAAUCGGUGAAGAUGUUCAAAGUCGAAAAGAAAAAAAACCGGAAGAACAAAGUGAAUUUAUUAUCGAAAAAAUUAUGAGUAUGAAGAAAAACGAGGAUGGACCAGAUUUAUAUUUCGUUAAAUACAAAAACAAGGCCUAUAUUCACUGUCAGUGGAAGUCUCAAUGUGAUCUGGAAGCUGGAGAUCGUCGGGCUGCAGCAAAGCUAAAACGCUUCCAUCAAAAGCGAGCUCAUAGUUCCGAUCAAGACGAGGAUGAGCAGUUCAACAGUGAUUUUGUAAUUGUUGAACGAGUAUUGGAUGCCAACGAAUUGGAGGGAAACGACUUUGUUCUCAUUAAAUGGAAAUCUUUACCAUAUGAAGAAGUUACAUGGGAGAAAAUAGAAAUUAUUCCGGACGAUAAAAUUGAAGCAUAUAAACGACGAAAUACUUAUGAUCCCUUGAAAUUGAAACCGAAGCCACAUCCAUCAGCCUCAGAUUGGUCUAAAAUUCCUGAAGAUAUAACCUUCAAAGAUAAUAACCGACUUCGAGAAUAUCAAUUUGAAGGUGUAAAUUGGCUUUUAUACUGUUACUAUAAUAAACAAAACUGCAUUUUGGCCGAUGAAAUGGGCUUAGGAAAAACAGUGCAAACAAUAUGUUUUCUGCAACGAGUUUAUGAUUACGGAAUUCAUGGACCAUUUUUGAUUGUUGUCCCGUUGUCUACAAUUCAUAAUUGGCAACGUGAAUUCGAAACAUGGACCGAUAUGAAUACCAUUGUUUAUCAUGGGAGUGCAUCCAGUCGUCAAAUUAUUCAACAAACUGAAUUUUAUUAUCGGCCGGAAGAUCUGAAGGGGGGUAAACGUAAUGUUGUCAAAUUUGAUGCUUUAAUUACCACCUUCGAAAUGGUUGUUAGUGACUGUGAUGUCCUCAAGCAGAUUAGCUAUCAAGUAUGCAUUAUUGAUGAAGCACAUCGAUUAAAAAAUCGAAAUUGCAAAUUACUUACCAGUGGAUUGCUUUCAUUAACCGCAGAACAUCGUGUACUCUUAACAGGAACACCGUUGCAAAACAAUAUUGAAGAACUAUAUUCACUUCUGAAUUUUCUUGAACCAGAACAAUUUCAUAGUUCAUCUGCUUUUCUUGAGCAGUUUGGCCAAUGUCAAACUGAGGAUCAGGUACAACGAUUACAAGAUAUUCUCAAACCGAUGAUGUUGCGUCGUCUCAAAGAAGAUGUGGAAAAAACGUUACAACCAAAAGAGGAGACAAUUAUUGAGAUACAAUUAUCGAAUACUCAAAAGAAAUACUAUAGGGCAAUACUAGAAAGAAAUUUCUCGCACCUCUGCAAGGGAACAUCCGUACCCUCACUGAUGAAUGCAAUGAUGGAAUUGCGAAAAUGCUGUAAUCAUCCAUUUCUUAUAAAUGGUGCUGAAGAACAGAUUCUUGCUGAAGUGAAAGCGGGACAUCCAGAUUGGAAUGAAGAUGAUAUUUAUCAGCAUGCGUUGGUGCAAUCAUCUGGUAAAUUGGUUCUAAUUGCGAAGCUGUUACCAAAAUUGCAUACAGAUGGUCAUAAAGUAUUGAUUUUUUCUCAGAUGGUCCGUGUUUUGGACAUUAUCGAAGAAUUUCUUGUUGCACAGAAUUAUACAUUUGAGCGAAUCGAUGGCAAUGUUCGCGGUGAUUUGAGACAAAGCGCUAUCGAUCGUUUCAGUAAAAAAGAUUCUGACCGUUUCAUCUUCCUGCUCUGUACUCGCGCUGGUGGUCUUGGAAUCAACUUAACGGCAGCUGAUACUGUCAUUAUUUUUGAUUCUGACUGGAAUCCGCAGAACGAUUUACAGGCACAAGCUCGCUGUCAUCGAAUUGGUCAAACAAAAAUGGUGAAAGUUUAUCGUCUAAUUACCUGUAACACAUACGAACGUGAAAUGUUCGAUAAAGCAUCAUUGAAGUUAGGCUUAGAUAGAGCCGUUCUGCAAUCCACUACUGCUUUAAAGGAUACUUCACAGCAAUUAUCACGGAAAGAAAUUGAAGAAUUGCUGAAAAAGGGAGCCUAUGGUGCGAUUAUGGAAGAAAAUGCGGAGGAGAGCAAAUUUAAUGAAGAAGACAUCGAAACAAUUCUUCUUCGCCGCACAACCACGAUAACACUUGAAGCCGGUGUGAAAGGAUCGACUUUUGCAAAGGCAUCCUUUAAUUCAUCCACAAACAGAGAAGAUAUUGAUAUCGAUGAUCCAAAUUUCUGGUCUAAGUGGGCUAAAAAGGCAAAUAUUGAUACAGAAAUGAGCCAAACAGAUAAACAGUUAAUUGUUCUUGAACCUAGAAAUCGGAAAAAGAGAUUUGAAGAAAAUGUUUACAAAUCGGAGGGUGGUGAUGAUACGGAAGGUGAAGAAAGCGAUGAUAGCAGUAAAGCUCGAAAGCGAGGUGACCGGAAAGGUGAUCGUAAGAAACGUCGUGAAGAUGAAGAAUAUCGACCAGAUGAGCUAGCUUUCAAUAAAAGUGAAUAUUUCAAGAUUGAAAAGGUACUCGGUCAGUUUGGUUGGGGUCGUUGGAAAGUGAUGCGCGAGGCGUCGGAUUUAAAGGACAGCGUUACUGAAAUUGAUAUUGAGCAUAUUUCAAGGACACUGCUGUUACAUUGUAUUCGUGAAUACCGUGGAGAUGAAAAAAUCCGUGAAUUUGUUUGGCGAUUGAUAAUCCCAAAAGGCGGUUUAGUUACUGGCAAGAAUACGGAGAAAAUGAAAAACACUGGUUUGACGUCGGUGUUCCAUGAGGGUUGGGCAGCAUUACCAGAAUACAAUCCGCCAGCUUUUGCUGUUGACUCAUCUUUCCAACGCCACGUUCAUCGACAUUCAAACAAAUUGUUGAUUCGGAUGCAUCAACUUCACAUAUUAAAUACUGAGAUAAUUGGUAGUAAGAGUGAAGCAGUAAUGAAUAAUGCAAAAGCAAAGGACAUCGAUUUAUCGGUUGAUAUGAAUGAUGCUUUCGUAGCUGGUUGGGAUGCUGAGUGUGAUAAGAGUUUCCUGAUUGGAGCGCAUAAACAUGGUCUGGAGAAUAUCGAUGCGAUGCGUAUUGAUCCAGCGCUCUGUUUUGGUUUGAAAAAAAUUGAGGUUUUCCCGAACAUCUCGGAUCUGUUGAAUCGUUUCCGGCGUCUUCUAACACAUUUCCAGAGAAAGCGGCAUGACUCAUUGACAUUUUCGACGUGGACUAAACGUGAAGAAGCGGAAUUCAUGCGUGUACUGAGAAGUUAUGGAGUUAAGGAUGAUCCAUCAACAAUUAUUUUCUGGACACGUUUCAGACAGCUUUCUCCACUUCUAGAAAAGAAAACUGAUAGUGAUUUAAUGGAGCAGCUAUAUUGCGUAUUGUCAAUGUGCACAAAACAGCUCGGCAAUGAAAUAACUGCCGUUGAUUUACAACGAGCCCUAAAGGUGGAAGCGAUUUCGGCACGAAAGGCACAGAAACUAAUGCACCGGAUGAAUAUGAUGCGACAGAUUCACGAUUGGCGAGAAUCACUAACUGAUCGACGAACACUUCUCAAGCUUUGUUCUAAUGAGGCGAUGCCAAGUGGUUGGUCGGUUGAACAAGAUGAAGAGUUGUUCAAAGUGGUAGACGAACAUGGUCUGGACAACAUAGCUGCUAAUAUCCUUAAUAGGACGGCUUUUCAAAAGAUAGUAAGACCAGAAGAACGAACUUUGCUGAGACGUGUCGCAGAGAUUUAUACUACUCUUCAAACGAAGAAAUGGAAUGGAGCUGCUUCCACUGAACUGCUUGAAGAUUCUGAUGAUGAACGAGAAACACUGAUGUUAUUGCGCUCAAAACGGGGUCGCAAGAAAAGUGUUAUUCCGGGUGCCGCAAUGCAAGAAUUUGUUGAUAUGGAGAAAGAGAAAAUGCGCGCUUUAGUACAUCAGACAUUCUUGCAAAGGCUGGAACAACUGCCAUUUGCUGCUGCAGCAGCUAUGGCACAAGGCGCUUUUCUUCUUCCAUCGCUUUUAUCGGGUGGUGGAACAUCUACAACAGGAGCAUCAACAUCAGCUCAAUCGCAGGCAGCAAUGCUUUCCAGCUUGUUUGGACUAUCCUCUGCGUCACCUCCAGCAACAUCUGCUUCCACGAAUGCCAGUAAAACAAAUGAAUAUGCAGAGGAUGUACUAAAUUUGAGUACGAAGAAACCACCAAGUAACAAUAGUAGUACAAGUCAACAAUCUACUUCUGGAAUCUCUGCCCCGCCCACAAAUUUUUUGAACAGUUUGAAUUUCACUGAAUUGUUUGCAUUGGCAAACCUUCCACCAGAGACCCGCGUACCAGUGAUUAAUAUUGAAACGGGUGCACGUUUGAUUGGUGAACAAGCGCCAAAAGUGAAAAAUCUUGGACAGUGGCUGUCAGCACAUCCCAAAUAUGUGCUCGAUAUUCCAUCGUCAGCGUCUUCAGUAGUUCCCCCGGUAUCUCAGGUAACAUCCUCAAAACCAGCCGAAAAAAAUGAUGUGAAGUGUGUAUCAGCAUCGUCAGACAAAAUUACUUCAAAGAAGGAAAUCAGUAAAGAAACCCAUUCUAAGGAAAUGCUUACGAUUCAAACAAAUUCAAGUUCAUCGAAAGCGAUAGCAACAGCAUUAACCUUGGAACCUGGUGAAGUUCCCCGCUCUCCCAGUACCACUGCUGCUUCAUCAUCAGCUUCUGCUGCUUCACUUGGAAUUGCUGAUCAGCGGGUCGCUGUUUUCCAACGUGCUAGUGGUACAUUAGUUUCUGCCGAUAAAUGGCCACUGCUGAAGAAUCUUACUUCGUGGCUUGAUAAACAUCCGGAUUGCAAUGUACAUUCAAGCAGUGCAUCACUUGCUGCCACUGUUCUACCAAAAAAUUACACUGAUCGUUUGGGUGAUGAUACGACAUCUAUGUCCUCAUCUUCAAAUGGUUUGGAAACUUUACAAAUGCAAAUGAUGCUUCAGCAGUCGUUAAUGAAUCAAACACUUCUUGGACUUGGGGCUUACGGACAACUUGGAUCAUAUGCAAUGCUUGCAGCUGCAGCAUCUGGUUCUACUCAGCCGAGCAAGGGUUCAUCGAAGGACGUAUUGAAUCCGAUGCUUGCAUCACUAAUGAAUCCAUCAUUGCAUUUGCAACAGAUGCAAUCCCUGCUGACAUUGGAUCCAUCAUUACUGCUCAGUCAGCCGUUUUCUUCUAUUGCAACAAGCAGUAGUACGCUGCCGAUUUCCAGUUUAAAUGUUUCAUCUGUUACAAAACCGCCAACUACUACUACUGCUACUGUUAAUAUUGCUGCUGCAACCACUGCUGGUUCUACUACUACUACUACUACUGCUGCCACCACCACCACCACUACUACUACUACUACUACUGCUGCUGCUACUACUAUUACCACUAUUAGUGUUACUACUACCGUUUCCACUCUCGCUACCACUACUACUGCUGUUGAUACUGUUACAGCUGCUACGACUACUACCACAACCACAGUGGCAAAGAGAGCGUCCAGCAGAGGUCGUCUAAAUGCUGUCGUUGAGAAGCUGUCAUCGAAUCAGAGUUAA